Molecule: messenger RNA, 1878 nt
Organism: Camelus dromedarius (Arabian camel)
Lineage: Eukaryota; Metazoa; Chordata; Mammalia; Artiodactyla; Camelidae
Product: 2-acylglycerol O-acyltransferase 2
Exons: 6
Coding region: 60-1022 (320 amino acids)
Biological process (GO): diacylglycerol biosynthetic process; triglyceride biosynthetic process
Cellular component (GO): endoplasmic reticulum membrane
Molecular function (GO): 2-acylglycerol O-acyltransferase activity; diacylglycerol O-acyltransferase activity
Source: RefSeq, a predicted model, not a curated record
AGGUGCCUUAGACCACAGCAGAGCUCAGAGAAGCCUCCGGGGCUAGCAGAGGAGCCAGCAUGGUGCAGUUCGCGCCCCUGUUCGUGCCCUGGGAGCGCAGGCUGCAGACCUUGGCAGUCCUGCAGUGGGUCUUCUGCUUUUUGGCCAUGGCUGAGAUCUGCAUUGUGGUCUUCAUAGGCCUCCUGUUCACAAGAUUCUGGUUCUUCAGUGUCCUAUAUGCGGCCUGGUGGUCCCUGGACCGAGACAAGCCAUGGCAGGGGGGCAGGCGCAUCGAGGCCUUAAGACGCUGGGUCGUGUGGAAGUACAUGAAGGACUAUUUCCCCAUCUCACUGGUCAAGACCGCUGAGCUGGACCCCUCCCAGAACUACCUUGCUGGCUUCCACCCCCAUGGGAUCCUGGCGAUCGGAGCUUUUAUCAAUCUGUGCACUGAGAGCACCGGCUUUUCCUCGCUGUUCCCUGGCAUUCGCCCCCAUCUGAUGAUGCUGAAUUUGUGGUUCAGGGCCCCCUUCUUCAGGGAUUACAUCAUGUCAGGGGGGCUCAUCUCAUCAGACAAGGAGAGUGGUGCUCACAUUCUGAGCAGGAAGGGAGGCGGCAAUCUGCUGGGUGUCAUUGUAGGGGGUGCCCAGGAGGCACUGAAUGCCAGACCCGGAUCCAACAUGCUGUUGCUGCGGAACCGCAAGGGCUUCAUCAGACUUGCCCUGAUGCACGGGGCAUCUCUGGUGCCAGUCUUCUCCUUUGGGGACAAUGACCUAUUUGACCAGUAUGAGAACUCUCCUGGCUCCUGGUUGCGCUGGAUUCAGAAUCGACUACAGAAGAUCAUGGGAGUCUCCUUCCCGCUCUUCCAUGGCCGUGGUGUCUUCCAGUACAGCUUUGGUCUUCUGCCCUACCGCCGGCCCAUCACCACUGUGGGUGAGCCAAGACCCGGGCCGGAGCGGUGGGGACGCCCAUCGAGGUGCAGAAGACACCGCACCCCUCGCAGGAGGAGGUGGACAGGCUGCACCAGCGCUACCUCCAGGAGCUGAGCAACCUCUUCGAAGCCCACAAGCUCAAGUACAACGUCCCCAUCGACCAACACUUGGAGUUCUGCUGAGCGCCUCCCCACAGGGGGGCCGCCCUGAGGGGCAGAGCUGGCACUAGGGAGCAGAGAGGGAGGGGCUGUGAUCCCAGAAGGCUUCCUGGAGGUGUAUGUCGAACCCAUCUCCAGAGCCUUCACUGACUCCUGCAAUUCCAACGCACGCCAGGCCCCGAGUCACAGCUGACAACGUGGCGGAGGAGACCUGACUCUGACAUCAGUGAUGUGCCCUCGUGCUGUGACUCCUCUGCAAGGGGCUCUCUCCUUGGUCUGUGCAUCUAGAGACGGGAGAGCUGCUGGGGUCUCUGUGCUUCUGGUCCUGUCACUCGAUGAGCAGGACAAAGAGCAGCAAUCGAUUAGCAGGUUUUUCUUCCUCUGCCUUGAUGACAGAACAAAAGAAGCCACCAGCUCCAGCUUUCUCCUACCAGCUCCCUCACCCUGUAUUCUGCCCGUCCCAGCUCCCCCUCCCUGAGCUGGAGAGGAGGGUGUGCUCAUGAAGCCCCCGCACUCCCCUGGGUGACUUUGAGUUUCGGAGUCCUCUGAGCCCUGGGACCGGCCGCCAGAGGUGCCUGGAAGGUGGGUAAGAAGAACUGUGCUGUGUCUGUGGCUGAAUGAUGUGGACAGACCUCUUCGCCCUCCCUCUGAGCGUCAGUUUCCCCGACUGACUAAGAUGACCUGAGUCUCAGUUCUGACUUCACAUGGGUUGAGAACUCCAUGAGGCAGCUCCUCCUCAUCCUUUGUUGUUUCAUUCCCUGACUUUGCACAGAAAAGGACCUCGAUAAAUGUCAGUUCAACAAAUGAAACAA